This is a messenger RNA of Racocetra fulgida, 309 nucleotides long. The record is from the annotation of a GenBank genome assembly. NCBI's taxonomy places the organism in Eukaryota, Fungi, Glomeromycota, Glomeromycetes, Diversisporales, Gigasporaceae.
AUGAGUGAAGAUAUAAGAAACAUAUUAUUAAUUGGUCGUACAGGCCAAGGCAAAUCAUCCUUAGCCAAUACAAUAGUAAAUGAUGAGAAAUGUUUUGAAGAAGGAGGUGAAUUCAAUGAAAUUUUUAAAGAGAGUGAUAAAUCUCUUAGUCAAACUAAAAAGAUUCAAGAAGAAAUAUUUAAUAUAGACAGAAAAGUAAAUGGAAAAGUGGAGAGUGUGAAAUAUCGAAUCAUUGACACUGUCGGAAUUGGAGACACAUCUUUGAGCCAAAGAACAGUGCUAGUUGAGAUAGCUAAAGGAUGUAAAAAG